AUGCAAGUGGCGGAGGACGACAAGGCGCGGCGCGGCGGGCUGCCGCUGCGCUGGGCGCUGUGCGCGGCUUUGGGGACGGCGCUAGUGGCGUUGCUGGGCGCGCACGCCGAGCGCCGGCUGCCGCCGCCGCGCCGCGGCCCGCCGCACGAGUUCGACGCCUUCCGCGCCCACCGCCACCUCGCCAACCUCACCGCCAUCGGGCCCAGGGUGGCGGGCAGCUACGAGAACGAGGUGGUGGCGGUCAAGUGGGUCGUGGAGACGCUGCGCCAGCUGGCCGCCGAGGCCUCCCCGCACAACCGUCUCGAGAUCGACGUGCACACUUCCAGCGGCGCCUUUCCGCUCACCUUCAUGGACGGCAUGAACAACGUGUACCGCGACGUGCAGAGCGUGGUGGCGCGCGCCAGCGGCGUGGGCGGGCGGCGGGCGCGCACCGCGCUGCUGCUCAACUGCCACUUCGACACGGUGCCCGACAGCCCCGGCGCCAGCGACGACGCGGCGGGGUGCGCGGUGCUGCUGGAGACGCUGCGCGCGCUGCUGGCGGCGGCGCGGCCGCUGCGCCACGACGUGGUGUGCCUGCUCAACGGCGCCGAGGAGAACAUCCUGCAGGCGUCGCACGGCUUCGUGGCGGGCCACCGCUGGGCGCGGCACGUGCGCGCCUUCGUCAACCUGGAGGCGUGCGGCGCCGGCGGGCGCGAGGUGCUGUUCCAGGCGGGCCCGCACGACCCCUGGCUGCUCGAGGUGUACGCCGCCGCGGCGCCGCACCCCUUCGCCUCCUCGCUGGCGCAGGAGCUCUUCCAGAGCGGCCUCAUCCCGGCCGACACCGACUUCCGCAUCUUCCGCGACUUCGGCGGCCUCUCGGGCGUCGACUUGGCGUGGAACAGUAACGGCUACGUGUACCACACGCACCUGGACACCGCCGACCGGGUGCCGCUGGGCGCGCUGCAGCGCACCGGCGACAACGUGCUUGCGCUGGUGCGAGGUACGUACGCGCCCCGCGGCGGAGCGGUCCGACCCGCGCCGGCCCCGCCCACCGCGCCGCUCCCCGCGCAGGGCUGCUGGCGAGCCCGCAGCUGGAGGCGGCCCCGGAGCGCUCGGCCGGCGCGCCCGUCUACUUCGACGUGCUGGGGCUGGCGGCGGUGGCGCUGCGGCCCGGCGCCGCGCUGCUGGCGGCCGGCGCGGCGCUGGCGCUCACCGCGCUGCGGCUGCACCUCGGCGCCGCGGAGGCGCGCGCGCGGCUGCACCUGCGGCGCGGCCAGUGGGCGCUCGUGGUGGGCGCCGCGGCGGGCGCGCAGGCGGGGGGCUGGCGGCGGGGCUGGGCGCGGCCGCGGCGCUGGGCGCGCUCGUGCACUGCGCCGGCGCGCGGCUGGCCUUCUUCUCGCGGCCCUGGCUGCUGGCGCCGCUGUACGGCGCGGCCGCGCUGGGCGGCGGCUGGGCGGGCGCGGGCGGCGCGUGGGCGCGGCGCGGCGGGCGCGCGGCGGCGGUGCGCGGCUGGUGGGCGGCGCGCGCGCACGCCGACGCGUGGGCGGGGGCGGCUGCGCGCUGGCGCUGGCGGCGUGCGCGUGGCGCGGGCUGCGCUCGGGCUUCGUGCCGCUGGGCUGGGGCGCGCUGGCGGCGCUGGCCGACGUGGCCGCCUCGCUGGGCCGCGCCUCGCCGCCGCGCCGCGCGCUGCUGUGGGCGCUGGGCGCCGCGCUGCCCGCCGCGCACACCGCCUACCUGGCGCUGGCCUCGCUCGCCAUGCUGGUGCCCAUCAUGGGCCGCAUCGGCACGCCGCCCGUGCCCGCCGACGUGAUAAUGGCGUCGUUGGUGGCGCUGCUGACGCUGGCGACGUUCGGCUGGAUGACGCCGCUGGUGGCGGCGGCGCAGCGGCCGGGCCGGCUGGCGGGCCCGCCAGCCGUGCUGGCGCUGGCCACGGCCGCGCUGCUGCUGGCCGGCGCCGCAGGCCCGCCCUACGCCCGCGACACGCCGCAGCGCGUGCUGCUGUUCCACACGCGCCGCACCGACCACACGGCCAACGGCAGCCGGCCCGACCACUUCUUCUGGAUCCCCGAGAUCGACGGCAACACGCCGCGCUCGCUGGAGGGCGCGACGCCCACCCCGCCAGAGGAGUGCGCGCGCUGGCUCUACUGCGGCGCGCCCUACUACCUGCCCGUGCGCAGCCUGGUGGCGCGCGGGCACCGGCUGGCCGCCGCCGCGGCGCCGCUGCCGCGCCUGCACGCCCGCCUGGCGCUGCGCCGCCUCGACGCCACCACGCAGGCGCUGUCGCUGCGGCUGCGCGGCCCGCGGCACCUGGUGCUGGUGCUGGCGCCGGCCGAGGGCGCCGUCGUCUCGUGGAGCUCGCUGCUCGAGAGGCCGCUGGCGGGCCCGCGCUGGCGCGGCCGCCUCACCUACUUCUUCGCGCUGCACCGUGCGCGCUCCGACCCCGACUGGGAGCUGGAGCUGCACAUCCGGCACAACCUGACGCGCGAGCCCGCCUCGUGGGUGGAGCUGUCGCUGGCCGGGCACAGCCUGGCCGGCGCCAGGGCGCUGCACCCCGAGCACCGGCGGCUGCUGCGCGCGCUGCCGCCCUGGACCGCGCCCACCGGCUGGGGCGUCGACCUGCACCUCUACCGCCUC
Molecule: messenger RNA, 2613 nt
Organism: Iphiclides podalirius (scarce swallowtail)
Lineage: Eukaryota; Metazoa; Arthropoda; Insecta; Lepidoptera; Papilionidae
Source: the annotation of a GenBank genome assembly